Molecule: messenger RNA, 1369 nt
Organism: Culicoides brevitarsis
Lineage: Eukaryota; Metazoa; Arthropoda; Insecta; Diptera; Ceratopogonidae
Product: estradiol 17-beta-dehydrogenase 2
Exons: 4
Coding region: 131-1099 (322 amino acids)
Biological process (GO): steroid metabolic process
Cellular component (GO): intracellular membrane-bounded organelle
Molecular function (GO): oxidoreductase activity
Source: RefSeq, a predicted model, not a curated record
GUUGAAGUAAUCGGUGGUGUUCGUUAGUGAAUUAAAUAAUAAUAAAAAAAAUAAAUAAAAACAAUAAAAACUCAUCAAAGAAAAUAAUUUUGUGGUUCAUUAGGUUUAAAAUAAAAUGAAUUAAAUCUCGAUGGAUCCCCAAACAGCACUCGUACUAACAAUCCAGUUGCUGGCCUUAUUCUCGAUCGCUGGUGCCUUAUUGCUCUACCUGCUAUGCAAGGUAAAGGGAACUCGCGUGACUUCGAUGGGUCCCCAACUCGGCUCCAUUCUCAUCACGAGUGCCGAUAGCGCUCUCGGCUUGCAACUUUGUACUUUCCUCGCGGGUCGUGGAUUGCGCGUUUUUGCCGGCUUAAAGGAUCCCCAUGACUCGUUGCCCGCAAAACUUCUCAAACGUUGGGUCAAAGAACGCGAAAGCUCGACAUCGGAGGAAAAACUCCCCGGAACAAUUGUCCCCAUGAAGAUCGAUGUGACACGCGAAGACAUCAUGCGAGAAGCUGCUGAAUCGAUGGGAGCUUAUAUGAGUGCUAAUGAACGCGGAAUUCUUGCGGUAAUCAAUAAUGCUGGUUCCGUGCACAAAGGACGGAUUGACUUGCAGGACAGCGCUCAAUGGGAAAAUAUGUUCAAAAAUAACGUCAUGGGAUGCUUGAGAACGGCACGUGCUUUCAUUGGAUUGUUGAGACCGACGAGAGGUCGUUUGAUAUUUUUGGGAUCCGGAAGCGUUGGAGAUGGAUUAACAGCAUUUGCAGCAUCACGUAACGCUGUUGAAGGAUGCGCUGAUGCACUGCGCGAAGAACUUAAGCCAUAUGGGGUCAGUGUUGUCACAUUAGAUACGCAUGGAUUGUCUGCGGAGUCUUUGUUCAGGGCACCAAUUCCACAAAGCCAAAACAUCAGCGACAACAUGCCAACGCAGUAUUCUGCCCAAAUUUUGACCACUGGCCAGUUAAACACCAUUGAAAAAGCAUUAUGGGAUGCCCGUCCACACAAGACUUACACUCUCUCAGUGCCAAAUACAAAAUUCCAACUGAAUUUGCCAUGCCGCAACUCAUUUAGAUUCACCAAGCAAGAGGACACAGUUCGACAAACCAUGCAAACUGUAUAAAUAUCUUUACAUUUCUUUCGUAUUAAUUUAAUAAUUUUAAGUGUAUUCAGUCAAAAUUCACACUUUUUUCGAGAAAAAAUUUUGUCUGUUAGUUUUAGUGCAAAAAAAGAAAGAGAAAGGUUCAGCCUUUUGAAUAAAUUUCGUAUAAAUAAAUUAAUUUUUUUUUUAAUUUUUGCAACGACGUCAUGCAACAAAGUUGCAAACAUUCAAAAAAAUAAACGGUAAAAAAUGUUGGAAAAAAUUUUAUUCCAUGAAAUUUUCACUACUCAU